Equus caballus (horse) is the source of this 1163-nucleotide messenger RNA. It is a transcript of the gene CPO, whose product is annotated as carboxypeptidase O. The record is from RefSeq and is a predicted model, not a curated record. Gene Ontology annotation, biological process: proteolysis. NCBI's taxonomy places the organism in Eukaryota, Metazoa, Chordata, Mammalia, Perissodactyla, Equidae. Gene Ontology annotation, molecular function: metallocarboxypeptidase activity; zinc ion binding.
AUGUCCUUCAGCGGAUCCCUAGUGCAACACAGGCGAGAGGGCAUGGACAAGACAGUGAGUCCGAGGAGGAGCGCGGAGACCUAUUCCUAUGACAGAUACCACCCCGUGGGGGAGAUCUACCAGUGGAUGAGCCAGAUAAGAGAGAAGUGCACGGAGGUGGUGACUCAGCACUUCCUGGGGACGACCGAUGAGGCCCGGCCCGGAUUAUCUGCAGUCUUCUGCUUCCAGAAACACGCAAAGGCAAUCUCUGACACAUCUGGAACAGCCUUUUUCCAUCUGCCAAGCUAUUUCCCUUUCCUCCUUUAUCACUCGGACCUGAAAAAGGACGCUGACGCUUUCCCUGAUGAAGCAGAUCUCAUCUACCCAGAACUGUUAAUCUGCUUGAUCUGGAGGAAAUCCCGUUCAUCCUAUAAUAAUGGCACAUGUUUUGGGACCGAUCUCAAUAGAAAUUUCAACAUAUUCUGGUGCAGUACUGGCACAACUAAAAACUGCCAAGAUAUAGCAUUCUGUGGGGCAGGACCAGCGUCUGAACCAGAGACAAAAGCUGUUUCCAGCUUGUUAGACAGCAAGAAGGAGAGCAUUGUUUGCUUCCUGACCUCACGCUCUUACGGGCAGCUCCUCCUCGUGCCUUACGGCUACACCACAAACAAGUCAAGUCACCACAAGGACCUGAUCCAAGUUGGACAGAAGGCAGCAAACACAUUGAAAGCAAAGCAUGGAACCAAUUAUAGAGUUGGAUCGAGCGCAGAUAUUUUAUACACCACACCAGGGUCUUCCAGAGACUGGGCUCGUGACAUUGGGAUCCCCUUCGCAUACACUUUCAAGCUGAGGGACAAUGGUACGUAAGGAUUUAUUUUGCCAGAAGCUGAGAUUCAGGCCACCUGUACAGAGGGCAUGGAGGCUGUCCUCUCCAUCCUGGAUGAGGUGCGUGAGAAAUACUGGCUGAACGGUGCUGGAAAGGUGGUGUCUCCCGCAGCGGUGCUGAGCCUGCUAAUGUCCUUCACAUCCAUUCUCUAAGCGCAUCCUCCCAGGCCGGCUCAGCUCCAGUGAUGAGGAUGUGCUCACAGAGAAGGUGUUUGUCUGCGGUCGGAGAGGAACCAAACAAUUCAACUAAAAAUACGCACUUUCUGUUUCAAUAAAGAUGAAUCAUAUUUGCAUUUUAA